Molecule: messenger RNA, 1581 nt
Organism: Drosophila serrata
Lineage: Eukaryota; Metazoa; Arthropoda; Insecta; Diptera; Drosophilidae
Gene: GrlHz
Product: Gustatory receptor-like Holozoa
Source: RefSeq, a predicted model, not a curated record
UGUGGCUGGAACGCCAGCCGCGAUCGGUCUAUCCCUCUCUUUCUCUUGCCCUCUCGUGUCUGUGCCGCCCCAAGCACUCUCCUCAAACUCUCACUCUCACUGUGCCUCCCCACCCACGCUAUGUGCUUUUGUUGUGAAUGAGACCCGUUUACUACAACCGUUACUUUCGCCCACCCGUCUUGCUCCCGCUACCACUGCCGUUUUGUUGACGUUUGUCUUUGUCUGUCAUGUAUCGGCAUAAUGCGGAGAGCUCGUUCUGUUUCAUCAAUCGCCUCAACGGGAAUGCCAACAACGAUGAACUGCAGCAGCCGGGCGAGCAUGAGCCCACCUCCGCCCUCCUGGACUACUGCAAAAGAAAGUUCCUCCGUCCGUAUGUGGCCAUCCUGACGCUGGUGGGGCUUAAUCCCAUAUCAACGGAUAUGAGCAAUGUCCGAGCCUGCUGCAGCUAUGUCCAGGCGCUAAUGGUGCUAUUUGUGCUGUUGCUCGGCUAUGUUUUGCGGUACAUUUGCGGCUACAGAGGCGAUCGUGGUUUCAACAGCUACCGGGAUAUCAGACCUAUCACAAAUGGAACCGAUAACGGAGCAAUCACUCCAAACACCAUUGGAGAACUCCUAUUUGGCUACAUCGUGCCCAGUGCUUUUAAUCUAAUGGGAUUCAUAUCAGCAGUCUUAGUAUGCAAGGUUAUUGACCACGAGCAGCUCCAGAACCUCAUCGAACGGGUUUUCCUGAUGUCUGCUAAGCCGAAGAGACUCUGCCGGAUGUUGUGGUUCUUCUUGAGCGUAGCACUGGCCCUGCUGAUUUUGCUCUUCGUAUACGCCUGCUGUGUGGUGGUGAUGCAGCCUGCCCAGAUCGUGAAGGUGUCCUGGCUGGCCGAGGUUUUAACCGACUGGGAGACAGCUCUGCGAGUUGGUCUUCUAAUCACCAUACUGCUGCAAGAUCUUGUGGAAAUAAUUAUACUGAGCAACUACUACAUCGAGUGCUACUUGCUGAGAAUGCAUCUGGAGACGCUGUCACAUAAGCUGCUGAUGCAUUCUAUCGACUCGCUGGACUGGAUGAGGGAAGUCCUGGAGUUCCGCAAGCUACUGGAGCGUCUAAAUCAGCAUGUAUCCAUCCCUGUGUGCUUCCUGAUUGUGAUGAAUUUGGCAUACGCCUUUGCGGGACUUGUGUAUCUCUUCAAGGACUUUGAUUUCCAUUUUUGUGCCUUGAAGCUUGUCCUGCUGAACAUUGCCAAUGUGGUGCUGUGGCUGUUUUUGGGAUUGCUGCCCUUUUUUGUUGCAUCCUCGGUGACGCGAGUGUGUCAGAAUGCCCAGGCGAACGGCCAUCAGAUACGGGUUCGUCCGUUUGUUUACCAUAAUACCUCAGCGGAGGAUCUCAACUCGACGUUGCUUUUUGCCGCCUCGCUGGACAUGUCCGCCAAACUCUUCAGGAUGCCCAUCCAGCCGAAUUACUUAUGCUUUGCCAUCCUCGUGGUGGUCAUCGUUAUCCUCACGUUGGGCAUGUGCCUGAAUCUCACCGCCCUGGGCAAAAUGUAACCAUGUACGCCAAUAUAAUAAUAAACUAUUAUAGUAUUUGUCUAGCUUA